UAUUCUGCACCACGCAAGAGAACUUUCUGGUCACCUUCUCCCUGUCCACCUUGUGGCAGGACUUUCCAGGUUACUGCUUUCUGACCUGCCUCUUCUUAAAACUUCAUUGCCUCCCCUAACAAGCUCCCUGCCCCCACCCAGGCAAAGACCAUUGAACUGCAAAUACCUGCUGCAGGAACAGAAAACAAAAAGCUUUGCCCAGUCCCCACAAUAGAUCUAUUCAGAACAUAGGUAUUCAGCACAGGCAGGAAAUGCUGGCUUGCAGGCUACUUUGGGCGACUGUGCUUUUCCAGGAGAAUCUGAGGCCAUCAUGAAUGCCCAAAUAUCAUUCCUGGACGGGACUUACUCUCUCAUCCACAUCCCACUCAACCUCUACCCCCUCCUCCUCCAGCCGAUACUGCAGAUCCUCCUCCCUGCUAGCCAGGGCCUUCCCGAGCCCGAACUAGAGAGCAGCGUCACGGUCGACGACAGCCAGCACGGCUUCCUGAACAUCAGCGUCACCCCCGUCGAGUGCUCCGUGGUCUGCCACAGCUCCUGGGCCAAGUCGGUGUUCGAGCCCGCCAUCUCGCGGCUCCCGGGCGCCGCCGCCGGCACCGUGACGAUAUCCGAGGACUCGUACACCGUCUUCUCCGUCACCAGCGCCGGCAUGGACGCCGGUUCGCGCGUCGUCGACCUGACCCUGCCCCUCGCCCUCGCCGGCAUCCCCAUCUUCUUCAUCACCACCUACUACUGCGACUUCAUCCUCGUACCCGCCAAGGACAGGGACGUCGUCGACCAGGCCCUGGUCGACCGUGGCUUCGAGCUCUCGGAGGACCACUCCUCGCUCAGGUCGCCGGCCGGCGGCCUCAUCCACCGCACCAGGAGCAUCACCCCGAGCCGGACCCCCGGCGGCGGCGGCGGGCAUGCGCCACCGUCCCCGCCGCCGUCCGAGGCCGGCGAGCUGCAGGACGGGACCUUUGAGCUGCUCAAGCGGCGCAACGUGGUCCCGCGCGUCGAGCCCGGCCUGCGCCUGGUCCAGUGCUCGGGGAGGGAGAAGUCCGCGGCCGCGGCCGCAGCCGAGUACGAAAACCUCCUCCUCCACCACCACCAGCAGCAGCGGCAGCAACAGACGCGGCCGUCGAUCAGGCGGAGCCAGACGGCGGGCGAUACCCCGGGGGGCGGGCGGCCGCGGAGCUGGGUGGACCGGGUGGACACGCGCCUGUACGCGGGGCUGGUGUCGGCGCUGGCGUCGCGGCCGCGGUUCCUGUCGGUGACGCUCGCGCAGGGGGACCCGCCGUCGCUGCUGCUGGACCGGUCGCUGCUGGGGGCCUUCUUCGGCGACUCGCUCGUCGGCGACACGGACGGCGAGCUGGUGCCCGUGUUCCUGGACCUCGUCAACCUGUCGUUCGAGGCCACGGGGAUAGUGUCCGGCGUGGCGGGGAAGCUGGUCGAGGAGAUGCAGGGCCGCGACGGCGGCGUCCAGCUGUCGUACCUAUCCACCGCGCGCGCUGGCGCUGUCAUACUGUCCUCGGAGCGGUCGGCCCGGGCGCUGGAGAUACUUGGGCCGUUGUUGUCGAAGGAGUGAGUGGGUUCCUUGUGCAUUUGCGGGGAGCUAAAGGGGGACGAUAGUCUUGUUGUGCUUGGGAAGGAAGAAUGAGUUAUCCGAGGUUGUGAAUUCCCAACAGUGACGAACGGUCUGGAAAAGUGGUUUCAGGAGUCUUGAUUUGCAGAGGUCUGCCAAAAGUUCUGGGCAUCAUCUGGACAAAAAUCAGAGUCGUUGGUCGAAUU
Phialemonium atrogriseum is the source of this 1767-nucleotide messenger RNA. RefSeq lists its product as uncharacterized. NCBI's taxonomy places the organism in Eukaryota, Fungi, Ascomycota, Sordariomycetes, Cephalothecales, Cephalothecaceae. The record is from RefSeq and is a predicted model, not a curated record. The transcript is spliced from 2 exons. The coding region runs from base 311 to 1564 and encodes 417 amino acids.